AACCCCUCCAUGACUGCCCCGGGUGUCCUAACUGCCCCCCUACAGCCCCCCAGAACUGACUGACCCUUAACUGCCCCCCAGAGCUGCCCUGUACGCCUCCUAUCUGCCCCCCGCAGGCCCCAGAACUGCCCUGUGCCCCUUAACUGCCCCCCAGAGCUGUUCCAUGCACCCUUUAACUGCCCCCUACAGCCCCAAAUUGCUCUCGCAGCCCCCUAGGGCUGCCCCAUGCUCUCUUAACUGCCCCCCACAACCCCCUCGAGCUGCCCCCACAGCACUCACAAAUGCCCCUGCACCCCCUAACUGCCCCCGUGGCCCCCUAGAACUGCCCUUGUGCCCCCUAACUGCACCCAACAGCCCCCUAGAACUGCCCCUGCACCCCUCAACUGCCCCGUGACCCCUAACUGCACCCUGCAGCUCCCCCGAACUGCCCCUGCCCCCCCCAUAACCGCCCCUGUUCGCCCCGCCCCUUCCGGGCCCCGCCCAUCCCUCAGACCACGCCCCUCCACCUCUGGCCCCGCCCCGUCCUCCUGGCCCCACCCCUGGCCCCACCCCGCCGUUCUCGCGGGCAGCGGGAGGCUCCGCCCCCGGCAGUGGGAGCGGGAGCGGAGGCGGCGCGGAGCGCGGGAUGGCGACGGCGGAGGAGCGCGAGACGCUGCUGGCCCUCCAGCGCGCCCUCCCCGACGAGCAGUUCCAGGCCUUCAAGUACCUCCUGGAAGGGCAGAUCCCGCUGAGCCAGCUGCGCCCCGCCACCCGCCCCGACCUCUGCAGCCUCCUGCUCCAGCACUUCCCCGGCCAGGCCCUGCGCAAGACCGGCGCCGUCCUCCGCCAGCUCUCCCGCUUCGACCUCAUCCAGCGUUUCCAGCUCCCCGGCACGGAGGACGUCCUCGGGCCCGCCGCGGGCUCCUCCGGCACGAGCGCCGGCGAGGACACGGCCGCGGGGUGGGCUCUGCCUGCCGAAGCCGGGCGUCCUCGCGGCUGCGGUGCCCCGUCUUUCUCCCCAGCAGGAGAGCAGAAACUGUUGACAGAGAAGGACCUCAUGCAGGUGGCCCAAAAAAUGGGCAGGGAGUGGCAGGAGAUGGGGAUCCAGUGCCUGGGGCUGGAGAAGAGCCGCCUGGACCAGAUCCGAGAGGACAACCCCAACAACGUCGUGAUGCAGAUCUUCGAGAUGCUCCGGGAGUGGCGCAGGAGGGAGAAGCAGCACGCCACCGCCCCGCGUCUCCACGCCUGCCUGGCCGGAGCCAACGUGGACCCCGAGGUGCUUGCCUUCCUCCAGAGCAUUGGGGGCAUCUGAGGGGCACCACAGCGGGGUGGGUGAGCGGGAAGCAGAGCUGCAGUCGGAGGGUCUUGGGGCAAAGCCGAGAUCUCGCCGAGGCAGUGAGGUGUCUGGCCCUGCCCUCCCUUGCCUGGCCUUUUCGUAUUGGAAACGGAACAGUAAAAGUAUAUUUUUUCCUA
Rhea pennata is the source of this 1452-nucleotide messenger RNA. RefSeq lists its product as uncharacterized. Bases 626 to 1291 code for a protein of 221 amino acids. The transcript is spliced from 2 exons. Gene Ontology annotation, molecular function: protein binding. Gene Ontology annotation, biological process: signal transduction. NCBI's taxonomy places the organism in Eukaryota, Metazoa, Chordata, Aves, Rheiformes, Rheidae. The record is from RefSeq and is a predicted model, not a curated record.